This is a messenger RNA of Puma concolor (puma), 1206 nucleotides long. NCBI's taxonomy places the organism in Eukaryota, Metazoa, Chordata, Mammalia, Carnivora, Felidae. The record is from RefSeq and is a predicted model, not a curated record.
AUGGCUCUCGGCACCGCCCGUCCCGCGCUGCCAGCGCUCCUGGCCCUGAUCGGAGCUCUGCUCCCAGGACUUGGAGGGGCCCAAACAUCAGUGCACCCCCUAGAAGCCAUCAUACCCCGAGGCGGCUCUGUGCAGGUGAACUGUAGUACUUCUUGUGACCAUCGCCCCUUCUUGGGCCUGGAGACGCAGCUGACUAAGAAGGAGGUCGCUCAGGGGGACAACUGGAAGAUCUUUGAACUGAGUGGUGUGCAGGAAGAUAGCACCCCAAUAUGCUUCUCGUACUGUCAAGCACAGACAAUGGUUUCGAUGUCUCUCACCGUGUACUUGUUCCCAGCUUCGGAGGCCCAAGUCCGCCUGGAGCUGUCUGGCUGGAACCUGCACCCCACAGUCACGCACAACAACGACUCCCUCUUGGCCACGGCCCAUGACAAGGCCAACAUGGAAGAGGAGGGCACCCAGCAGCUGUCGUGCGUGGUGACCCUGGGACACCAGAGCCGGUCGUGGCAGGAGAAUGUGACCAUCUACAGCUUCCCGGCUCCCAGCCUGACCCUGAGUGAGCCAGAGGUCUCAGAACAGACUGUGGUGACCGUGGAGUGUGAAGCCCAGGCCGGGGCCCUGGUGAUGCUGAGCGGGGGGGUCCCGGCAAGGCUUCCAGGACCCAGGGCCCAGUUCCAACUAAAUGCCAGCGCCGAGGACAAUGGGCGCAUCUUCUUCUGCUCUGCUCUCCUGGAGGUGGCCGGGCAGGUGCUACACAAGAACCAGACCCGGGAGCUCCGUGUCCUGUAUGGUCCCCGACUAGACAAGAGGGAUUGUCUGGGAAACUGGACGUGGCAGGAAGGCUCCCAGCAGACCCUGACAUGCCAAGCUUGGGGAAAUCCAGUUCCUGAGCUGAAGUGUCGCCGGAAGGGGGAUAAUGCUCUGCUGCCCAUCGGGGACCUGAGACCUGUCACGCGGGAGGUUGCAGGCACUUACCUGUGUCAGGCCAGGAGCCCCCGUGGUGAGGUCACCCGUGAAGUGGUCGUGAACGUGAUCUACCACCGGAAUUACAUCCUCACCACCAUUCUGGUGACAGUUGCUUUCACCAUAGGAGCUGCGGGCCUAGCUGCUUACUUCUAUAACCGCCAGCGGAAGAUCCAGAAAUACAAGUUACAGAAGGCCCAGGAGGCGGCUGCCAUGAAGCUGAACACACCAGCCACGCCACCCUGA